Messenger RNA from Strigops habroptila (Kakapo), 945 nucleotides. RefSeq names its product epiregulin (gene EREG). Lineage: Eukaryota; Metazoa; Chordata; Aves; Psittaciformes; Psittacidae. Gene Ontology annotation, biological process: positive regulation of mitotic nuclear division; epidermal growth factor receptor signaling pathway; positive regulation of cell population proliferation. The transcript has 5 exons. Bases 137 to 598 code for a protein of 153 amino acids. The record is from RefSeq and is a predicted model, not a curated record.
GCCUCUCACGCUGGGCCAUAAAGGUCCGGCGCGGCGCGGCUGGCACCCACACGGCUCCUGCCGCUCAGCUGCAACCGGCUGCGUCCUUUUCCUCCCUUGCUUCUUCCUUCUCUUGUCCCCCCGGGACGCGACGGCGAUGGACGCCGGUUGCCUGCGGGUCCGCAGCCUGCUGCUCUUCCUCGGCUACCUAUUGCAAGCAGUCCUGGGCACAACAGUGAUCCCAUUAUGCGGGCCUGGUGAAAUGGAGAACUGCACAACAGCACUAAUCCAGACAGAGAACAGUCCCCGUGUGGCUCAAGUUGGGAUAACUAGAUGCAAGCCUGAAAUGAAGGACUACUGCUUCCACGGGCAGUGCGUGUACAUAGUGGACUUGAAUGAACACUACUGCAGGUGUGAUGUGGGCUUCUCCGGUGUCCGGUGUGUGCAUUCAGAAUUGGUCAGACAACCCCUCAGUAAGGAGUACAUGGCACUGACGGUUAUCGUAGUUCUGCUUUUCCUCAUCGCCAUCUCCAUUGCAAGCUACUACAUCUGCAGAAGGUACCGUAACAAGAAGAGACAAACGAACACCGGUGAAUACAAGGAAGUUGGUGCCGUGUAGAAGAAACGGUGGCUUCCCAGUGUUCUGUUCAUCUGGAUGGACUCAUUGACUUCUCAUCUAUUUAAAUGUUAUUUUUAUUAACAAUAUUUACAAUAUUUAUAUCUUUGUAAAAAUUUCAAUUGCUUGGUGAUCCAAUCAGUAUAGGUCAAGCAUUUUAUUUUCAGUGUUUUAUUUUUUUAUUAAAUAGUAUUUCCUCAUGAGAACCCCACCUCAGUGGUUCUGUGGGAUAAAGAUAUAUUUUUAUAAAAACUCGUCUUCUUACUCUGAAGAGUAAUUUUAUAUUUAUUCUUGUGAAUAUGCUCAAAACAAUUCUGUUCCUUGAAAUAAAAGUUGUAGACCAAGUCAAA